Cheilinus undulatus (humphead wrasse) is the source of this 8081-nucleotide messenger RNA. RefSeq names its product lysine methyltransferase 5C (gene kmt5c). Gene Ontology annotation, cellular component: nucleus. The record is from RefSeq and is a predicted model, not a curated record. Gene Ontology annotation, molecular function: protein binding; histone H4K20 methyltransferase activity. Lineage: Eukaryota; Metazoa; Chordata; Actinopteri; Labriformes; Labridae. Bases 372 to 6539 code for a protein of 2055 amino acids. The transcript is spliced from 9 exons.
UUGGCCAUCAACUUUUGCUACUAGAUGAGCGUUCUUGCAAAGCUAUUUAGCUAGCGACAUUAAAUUCAUUUUUUAAGUUUAUUUCGCACCGAGUACGGCGCAUAUCUGUCGACUGGAAUCCAGUGCGGGAGCUGCAGUCGCCAACCAACCAAAAAAAUUCCAGGAGUGCCGAGAAGGAGACUCCAUUUUCUCAAGCUGCUGGCUCUACUAGCCAGCUCUACGGCGGAAAGCUAGCUGCAGAUAUCGCUAGGCUAACUUUCCCUGCUAGGGGAGCGAGAGCCAGAGCAAGCUAGCUGCUUGCGAUAAACUGUCUAACUGACGAUACUUUUGUUGACUACAAAAGACUCCCAGCAUGCUGAUGGUGGGAGGCAAUGGACGGAUGCAGUAGAAUGAGUGUGAAGGAGCUGUGUGAGACCGAUGACCUGGCCACUGGUUUGGUGCUGGACCCUCUUUUGGGCUUCAGCACCCACAAAAUGAACAUCAGUCCCCCGCCUGAGAUCCGGCGAUGGGGUAACCUCAAAGAAACUCUGCUACGUUUUCAGCGUACGCAUGACUUCAACGCCACGUUCGAGGCAUUGACAGUGGGAGAAUUGGCUGGUGACUACUUCAAUGCUUUGGGGAGCCAUCGACAGGAGCUGCUUAGGCAACAUGUGUACCGCUACCUCAGUGCUUUCCUGUUGGAUAGCGGUGUCAAGAUUGAGUCUUGUGACAGAUACUCGUCAGAGACGAACGGAGCAAAGAUCACCUCAACAAGGCACUGGUUUAUUGGUGAGCGGGUGGAGGUCCUGCUGGGUUGUAUAGCUGAGCUGAGCCCCACUGACAGUGCUGUGCUGAGGGCCGGCGUCAAUGACUUUAGUGUGAUGUAUUCCACACGCAAGCGCUGCGCCCAGCUCUGGCUUGGGCCUGCAGCUUUCAUUAACCACGACUGCAAACCAAACUGCAAGUUCCUCCCUGGUGAGAAGAACAUUGCGUGUGUUGAGGUGAUUCGACCCAUCUCACCUGGGGAGGAGAUCACAUGUUACUAUGGUGCCAGCUUUUUUGGGGAGGGCAAUGAAAUGUGUGAAUGCUGCACCUGUGAGAGGAAUGGAGAGGGACACUUUAAACACAGAGGGAAGCAGCCUGAAUGUGAGGAAACAAAGGACCCUGUAGGCCAGAAGUACCGCCUGAGGGAAAGGUAUCUUCGUCAUCACAGGGAGAAGGGGCACUUUCCUGCAAGGCCGACAAUACCAGGACUACACUCAGGUAUCUUUAAAGCCAUCCCCUCCAGGAAUUCCUUCACCCAGCAGAUGAGGAGAAAUGCCCUGAAGAACAGAAAAUUUGGUCAAACAAAGAAGUGGAGACGAGAGCAGCACAGACGAUCAGGAAAGCAUCCGUUGAAAUCCACAGUCAAACAGCAUCGAGCAGUUCCCCUUUUGUCCCAAGUUACUCUGAAGGACAUCAGAAUCAGAGUGCGGCGCCACUCAGUGGACUUCUUACUCAAUUGUAAGGAUCCAAAAAGCAAAGAGAGAGCCUUACUUCUGCAGCUUGAGGAAGUGAAGCCAAGUAACAGUGAGGUAAACCCGAAGCCUUUCGCUCAUUUAUCCACCAUGCCAGUCCAUCAGAGGAGCCGACCUGCUGUAAAUGGCUCAGGUCUUAAUGGAAAGUCUGUCACUGCACUGGAUAGGCAGGCUAUUCAACAGAGGACCUCUUCAAGAACAAAAAGCAUGGUUAAAGUCACGCCAACACAUCAAACAGGGUGCAGUAACACAGGCAACACUACGGCUGUUUGUCAGCCUGACGGAAUCAACAAAAGCAGCAGUGCAAUAAAACAAGAGAUGGAAAAAGCAAUCACAGAGACUCAAAGCAACAAGAGCAGCAGCACAGAGUCCAACACAGCAUCUGAGCAAAAGGAGUGCAAGACCAUCAGAGCUUCACCCCAGAUGGAAGUUAGUCAAAGGGCCGCAGAUAGGUCCAAGAAAGCAGGAGACAAUCCGCUAAUAUCGCUGAAGCAAUAUGUUACAGUCAACAUUACAAGGUUGUCUUUGCCAGAAAGUUUAGUUGCACAAAAAUCUUCUGAAGACAGGAAAGAAAUUGUAGAGUUAAGGGUAAGGAGCAGCCAGCGCCCUAAACCAGCGCCCCUGUCAAUGCAGUCAAAAGCUAGAGGGUCCAGGUUCCAGCAGAAGCUGCAAGGAAAUUCUGGGAUUUGUUCAAAUGAGGGCAACAGAGGAGUGAGGGAAAUGUUUUUCAAAGCGGGUGAUAAAGUUAAUUUAAGGAAGCGACAGGCAGGUGAGUCUGUUGGUAAUUUAUCCAACAGCCUGAACGAGGAUGAUAAGGUAAUCGAAAUAAAAACCGUGUCAGAAGUAAAAGAGGAUUUACCAAAGGAGCAGCAGGACGUGGUAAAGAGAAAGAUUGAAGGGCAGAAAGUGAAGAAAAAUGAUGAAUGCACAAUUGUGGAAGGUUUCCAGCCUCAGGAAGAGGUGAAACAGUCAGAAUGCAAAUCAGUGCCCAGUGAAAAACCUACAGGACAAAAUAACACGCAGCUUGCCAGAAUUACAGCUGAGGAAAAACUUGAUAAUCCAUCUAAACAAACGGCCAAGUGCGUGAAUGAACUGCCAGUGUGUAAAUGUAAAGAUGUUGUGAUGAAGCAGGCAAAGGUUCUGCUAUCUGAUAUUUUAAGAAAAGAUAAAUCCCUAAUAGAUAUGAGAUUACAUGGAGAUAUUGUAAAAAGGAUGCUUUCUACCUCAGCCUCUAAAGAAACACUAAAUGCUGAGGAAGGUGAAGAAGAGACUGAAAUAAAUGGAGGCAGGUACCAGUCUAAAGUGCAGAGGAGGAUGAGGAGACGACGAUGGAUGGGGCCUAGAGCGAUGAAAACAAAAGUAGAAAGUAAAGGCACCAAGGGACAGAUGAGCAAAGAUGAUUCAGACUCAGUAAAGACUGAGACAAGGGAGGAAACUUUGCCCCUUCACUCACCACAGAGGCAUAAAAACUCACCGACCACCUGCUUAAACACACUACCUCACAAGUCACUUAUUUCGACAAAAGCUACAACUAAUCUGCGGCCAGACACCAACCCACAGGUACACAUACAGUCCAACAUACCUCUGAAAAAACGUACAUUUCGUAGCUCUGUGGAAAUGUACUGUGACCAAGGUUUGAAUCCUACCUCUGAGCGAGCAUCUAAAGAAACUGCAGAGUUAAAUUCCUCUGCAGAGCUGAGUCAGAAUGCUAAAAAGUGCUCAGAGGACAGAAGCAAAAUAAAAAGAAACAUCCAACGUAGAAUAAGGAAAACCGAAAUCCAGAGGUUAACCUCUAAAAGAAUCACAACCUUUAACAGAGUGCUUCGCUCUCGAGUAAAUGAAGCUCAGCGAAGCAAUUUAAUGAGGAGAGUUCGGAGGUGUAAAAUAGAGAGGCAAGAUGAAGUUGCUGUUGACGAGGCUCAGACAUUAGAGAUGGAUGAGGAUGCAGAAGCUGAGGAUUUUGCUAAAAUCCCAAUCCAGUGUGAUAGAAAUCCAAAUGAUUCCCAAGAGGAAGACGAGGGAGAACAGUUUCUUCAGCAAAGCGAUUCUGAGGAGACAAAGCCGGGCCUCAAUUUUAAGCUACGUUUUAGAAGGAUGAAAGGAAGAAUGUGGGAAAUGCAAGGAGCAGGAUUUGAAAAUAUGGCAUUAAAGGCAGAAAAGGGGGAUGAGCUGGUGGCAUGCGAUCCAUUUAAAGCCAUCAUGGAAUCUGUGUCAAUUUUGAACAUGGAGAUGGAGGCAGCUCAGGCUCAUGUGCAGGCAAGCAGGAAGUCAAAGAGCAGAUUGCAUCGUUUGAAAAAAAGAGGUGAGAGGAUAAGUGAAAGGACAGCAAUGAAUUCCUCCACAGAGGCUCUUGAUAAAAGUGUUUGUGGACCUGGUGAAAUGCCUCAUGAUAAAGUAGAAAGUAAAGAUUCACUUGAAACGCAACUCCCAGAUGGAGUCAAGCUUUUGGAGGAAAAAAUUGAGAGUCCUGAAAGUGACAGGAAUGUGCUGUCAGCUGUAGGGCAGACUACAAAAAUUGAAGAUCGGUGCGUGAAGAAUUGCUGUGUGUUUGAAACGGGGUCACAACAGAAAUUGCUGCCUGAAUUGGACUUUAAUGGUCUUCCAUUACCGGUGCUUAAACUCCGUAGAAAGCAAGAGGACAUUUGGGAAGUGGACAGCAAAGAAGAGCAGAAACAAACUGAACUUAAAGAAGAACCUAGUGUAGUAAGAGAAACGACAGGUGUAAUUUUAGGUAAACAGAAGAAAGGAUGCCCAGAUUUUGGCAAGCUCAAAGAGGAAUGCCCAUCUUUGCAGAGAGGCAACAACUCAGCACUUCUAAAAACAGAACCCCCUCCAUUUUCUCUGUCUCUGUCACCGUUGUCGCUGUCUUCCCCCCUUAACGACAAUAAAACUGAAGUUAAAUCCUCAGCUCCAAACACAGUCAUUGACAGGCCAGAGAUGAACAGCGGAGGAAGAAAACAGAGGUACAAAAUGGAGAGAGCACACAAGUGUGGGCCUGUCGAAACACCCACCCCCUGUCUUAGUCACACACUCCAACAAAUUGACAACAGUCUCUCUCGACUCUCUGAGGGCUUGUGUUCAUCACAGACUUUGGAAAAGCCAGCAGCCUGUUCCAACACUUCUAAUUCAGUCAUCCAGCCCCCGUCCCAAUCUCCUCCAUUCACAACUGCAGAUACCAUACUUCCCAAUGAGCCAAGCUUCACAAACUGCUGUGAUGAUAUCCUGGAUUUCCAGUGUCUGAACUUUGAGGGGUAUUAUCAGCCACAGAAUAUACUUCCAUCCUCCCCAUCUGAUCUGUGCUCACUGGAUCCACCGACAGAUCCUUUCAGCAGCCCCCUUUCUCACAGCCCGUCUGAUACUUGGACCACUGAAACACCGUACCUUGGUCCUCCCAGUCCAGGUAAUAACUUCACCAGUGAGGAUCUACAGUUUUUCCCAGGUCUAAUUCCUUCCAAGGGUGACUCUGUUCCUCUGGAAUGUGAAGCGAAGGAUAUGUCCAAAGACAGAAUCCAGCCCAACCCUAAUUUCAAUUUUUCAGCUCUUGGCAAUCCUGACUUAACUGCUAAGGACAGAAUCAUAACUAAAAAUCCAGGAGUGCGGCCAUCCAGAGAAGACCUCAGAAACCAGUCAUUUCUUGGAGUCAACAAGCAGCGAUUGUUAAGCGCAGCGUCAUCAUCUGUUACAUCCCAAAGUCCUGUUACUAUAACCCAGCCUUCCAUUAACACCAAGAUCAGCACCAGUCAAUCUAAAGCCCAGACUAACCUCAGAACCCAGGGUCCUUUCCAUCGUAUGUCCAUUCCUACUAAAUCCCAGUCAUUUUCCAGUGGUCAGCCAAGCACAGUCAGAGGAGCAUCCCAGGGUUGCUCGACCAAAUCCGUCCCAUCGUCUCAAGUCACUAACAAACUCCUCUCUCCUCAGCUCCUCACUGUGAAGACUCCAAACCCAAACCCUCCUGACAAUCCAUUUAAAUAUCACGAAAAAACCUCUUCAGUUAUUCACAGGGUGCUUAAGUUUCAAGGAGGGGAACAGACUCAGAAUUUGUACAGUGCACCCUGUAAAGACACCAUUGGGGCUGCGGGCAGCUCCAAUGUCACAUCUAGAACACUUGGUGAAAAACCAGGUAAUUUUGAGAGGACCAACCAGAGUCAAAAACUAGGUGUUGGUACAGAUGGUUACCAUAAAGGCAACAUUUCUGUUCAAGGGUUUGGAAAAGAUACCUCCCAACUUGCAUCCUUAAGCAACCCCAAUAGGUCUAAUCCUCAUUUCACCAAACCCAACUCCUCUUUUCCUCAGCCUUUCAGUAAAAGUAAGUUGUCAUCUGAGAAGCAUGAAAGUGUUGAGACCAACACAAUAUACAAAAACCUCUCAGCGCUGCCAAGACCUUUCUUCUUUCCCAGCAAAAUUCCUGAGAGUUACUCGUCAACACAAGACAAGGGUCUAAAACAGGACAAGUCCACUACGUCAACCUCAGAGAAAAACCAGCCAUGUUACACCCAACAGGACCCUUUUGAUUUCAGCUUUGGCUCAUCUCUUUCGCCCAUGUCUCAGCACAGCAGCCCUCAAGUGGUUCAAAGUACACCUCCUGGUACACCAGCACCAGCAAACAAGAGUCAGUCCUCAACUUCCUCAGCCUCCUUCCCUUACGGCUACCAAGGUCCUCCAUAUGUCCUGAACUUCAGUGGAGAUCAUUCAUUGACCCUGGGACUCAGGGAGGGGGCUGACGGUUACCAAGGCUCAACAAACUACACCUACCAUUGCCUGAUGGAACCCUCAGGCACCCAAGGGCGACUGGUUCUUGAACCCUGUGGACCCCAGCUGCCAAACCCAGCCUCUUUUUCUUUGGGCGGCUUUUCAGGGCUCAAGGGUCAGGACGAACAUUGUAGGAAGGACGUGCAACAACAGUGCCAGCCUGGGGAACACCAAGGAGCAUCACACUAUGGACCGGUUCCAACGUCUCACUCCAUGGGUGCUACAAAACCCAAGAGAGUGAGGUUAGUGGUGACAGACGGCACAGUAGACUUAGAUCUCCAGUACUCAGAUUAAUUUAUACCUAUGGAGUUGCUGGAGAAUUUCUGGAUAUUGUUUUGCUUAAGGGUGGUAAAACAACAUUUUUUGUAAUAACAGUAAUUCAUUGUCUACCAGUUCUUAAUGAAAGCCCAGUGACUGGCAUUUUUCUAGAUCAUUACUCUGGUGGACUGUUAAUAACUUGUACAGGGUUUUAAGAAAAGCAGGCACACCAGCCUGUUUUAAUUACUGUAUGAUUCAAAAACAGAAGAGGUAUCCACUACAAUUUGCAGAAAAUACCAAAUUUUGAGUGCAUAAAGAAAACAAAGCAUUAAUAUAUUUGAGACAAGGACUUUGAACUUAAAGGCCUGGCAAACAUUAAAAUCCUGAUUACUGUACUGUAACAUAGCUGUAUGAGUUUUUCGAUACCAUGUAUGGCAGUAGAGACAGGUGCACCGUCAUUGGUCACUGGUACUUGUACGAGUCAGUUUUAAAAAAGGCAGCUUUGUGCCUCAGUCUUUCAUAUGUUCUUGUGACUUUUUGAAGCACCUGUUGAACCAGUUCACCCCUGUUUUUUAAGCUCACAAUAAGCUUUUUUUUCUCACUUUUUUGUGUUCAAGUGUGUGCAUGCAUUUGGCAGGCAGAUGUUGAGGGAUCAAAGUGAGGUACCUGAUUGUGUCUGUUGCUCUGCCAAAUUUUUAGAAAGGUCAUUAGUAGUGCAUCAAUGGGUGGUUUGUGCAUGAACAGUGUACAGUAAGAUGAUUCCCAGACCUUAAAAUAUCUAUAUGUAAGGACAACUCUCCUGAUGAAGACAUGUUAUAUGACCCUGCAGCUUCUGGGGAAACUGCAAUUAGUUUUUUUUAACCAGUUGUGCUUAAUGAAUUAAGGGAUAGUACAACAUGAAAUCUUUGUAUGGGACUUCUUCCAAUUGUUAGUUAAAAGAAACAUAUUGUUACAUUUAGUAGAGAGACAAUCUUCUCACAAUGACUCACUUUUAUAAUUAAUUUGGUUUUGUGUUUCAGAUACUUUAAAGAUUGUAUAAAGCAAGAAGAGAAGGAUAAGUUCACAUACAAUAGCUACUGUUUGUUAUUUUGUUGUUGCUGAUGGAGGUUUAUGUUUAUAGUUGUUUAUAUUGUAAGCAGAAUUAUUCGCUGUCGAUUGUGGAAGUCACGCGAGCAUUCCCUCAUGCCACGAUGUACUGUACGUUCAACCCAUUUAACAUCACAGGGCAGGAGUGAUCGGUGUGACUGCACAGCCUUACAUUACUAUCAUUACUAUAUACUGUCUUGAUAUGAAAGGCCAAUUAUUUAUUUUAAUAUCCUCAUCCUUGAAAUGGUGCUUUAAUGUAAUUUAUAUUUCACAUUGAUUGUUCAACCGAUUAAAUGUUUUUUAUUAUUAUUUAAUGGGACAAAGUAUUGAAGUGAGUAUUUACAUUAAGUAUUUAAUUUCAAAGCCUUUGACAUCUUAUCUAGUUUUUUUUUUCAGUUGUUACACAUGUAAAACUUUCUCUGUCUCUUUUCUAAUUGGCAGUUAGUCUUACUGAAAAUCUGCUGUAGAAAUGUACAAAUGUAGCCUAUAUCA